Molecule: messenger RNA, 5024 nt
Organism: Hypomesus transpacificus
Lineage: Eukaryota; Metazoa; Chordata; Actinopteri; Osmeriformes; Osmeridae
Gene: zbtb1
Product: zinc finger and BTB domain containing 1
Exons: 4
Coding region: 526-2607 (693 amino acids)
Biological process (GO): negative regulation of transcription by RNA polymerase II; regulation of immune system process; regulation of cytokine production
Molecular function (GO): protein binding
Source: RefSeq, a predicted model, not a curated record
UGGGGCUGGAUCUCUCACAGGCAGACCCAGUGCGGUGAGCAAGCUCGCAAAGCGGCUGUGCGGAAGUUCUUUCAUCCGUGCUGCAGAAGGGGCUUCGCCCUCGCGAUUAUUCUCGACACAACUUGAGGCUUGAAUAAAAGCGGUUAAGGUGGAACUUUUGGGCAGUAAAGAUUAACUUGAGUUUUACAACAUCCACGGGUGGCCUCCUUCAUAUUCGCUCGAUUGGGUAUUCCGCCCCCAACGUAGCCUUCCCAACUGAAUGCCUUACGGUAAGGCAUUCAGUUGGGAAGGCUACGUGCGCCGCAAAAGACUUUUAUCUGGAUGGAGAUGCGGCAACAUGUCACAACUACAGAAGUUAAAGUCUGGCUCUCAGAAGCGAAAGGAAAAGAAAGAGAGGGAGAAAAAACAAAAAGAAGGAAGUCAGGUUCUGACUAACUUCUUUACAAAGAAAGAAACUGUCACAGAAAGUGGACCAGCAGCAACAACCCCCUCAUCCUCCUCUGAUGCAGACUUGAGACAAGUGUGAUGGCGAGGCCUAGCCACAGCGAGCAUGUCCUGCAGCAGCUCAACAACCAGCGGGAGUGGGGCUUCCUGUGCGACUGCUGCAUUGCCAUUGGAGACAUCUACUUCCGGGCCCACAAGGCCGUACUGGCCGCCUGCAGCUCCUACUUCAGGAUGAUGUUCAUCAGAGACCAGCAGGGAACGUCCCGUCUGGACCUCAGCAAUAUGCAGAUCAGUGCAGAGUGCUUCGACUUAAUCCUGCAGCUCAUGUAUCUUGGCCGAAUCAUGGUGGGCAGCUAUGAGUUUGAGGAGCUCAAAGCUUCCAUGGCCUAUCUGCAGAUGUAUUACAUCCCCGACUCGCUGGAAGACCUCCGUGAUAUCAGAAGCUCCAAUCUCACUCCGUCCUCCUCAGCCUCCUCCUCUUCUUCCACCUCGUCCAGUUCCUCUUCCUCCACUGGCCCCGCUAAUGGAAAGAUGAUGUUUGGAGUCCGCAUGUUUGAGCAGCAGAAGCCCAGUGUCCCUGAAGUUGAGCGCACGCCAAAGGCUGUCAGCACUCCUGUGUGUCCAAGCUUCACAGAUCCAGUGAAAAGGCCCGUGGUGGUGGUGGAGGAGGUGGCGGCACUUCCUUUGAAAGCCGCCCCACCGCUUGGAGAUAGCAUGGCUGAGCAGCCAUGUGACCUGAGGAAAAGAUCUGGAGGCCGGAGUGCCACCCUUAAAGAGCGUCCCCGUUUUGGCCGCACCUACACCUGUGAUGACUGUGGCUUUGUCUUCAGCUGUGAGAAGCUGCUGAUUGAACACAUCCUCACAUGCACCAACAGGAAGGCUGCCUUCCAGGCUCCCCGAACCAGUGCAGAUGCAGAUAAUGAUUCCAACAAGGGGGAGAGCUCAGCAUCAGAGGGAAUCGAGGAGCACAGGGUGGUCUGCAAAGGGGAAGAGGAUUGGCCAGACCACAAGUCAGACUCUGAAUCUGUGAUCAGAUCUGUAGCAACCGGAACAGAAAAUGAGCCUGCAUCUAUCAGGACUAUUUCCAUCAAGACAGAGCCAGAAGAAAAUGUGGUUUCAAAUAUGGAUGGCAUCAAAGUAAUCCGGGUGGGGGAGCACAGUGCCAGAGACUGCAGUAGCACAAGGAGCAAUGCAUACAAGGACACUAAGAGUGACCAGGCUAGAUUUAACCAUGAUCCGGAGGCUGGAGUCUCAGGCAUGGAGGACGGCAGUGAUCUUUUGGAUGGAGACCUGUCAAACAGUGAGGAUUCUGCCCUACCUGCAAAGGUGCGCAAGAUUAAAGAGGAAAAUCUGGAUACAGAUUGUAUCCCAUGUGAGCUCUGUGGAGCUCUGCUAACCGAGGAGGACCAAUCAGGCCACUACAUCUCCAAUCACAUGGGGCACAUCUGUGCCUGUGGGAGGUGUGGACAGGUCUUAAUCAAAGGACGGCAGCUCCAGGAACAUGCAGAACGUUGUGGAGAACCCCAGGGUGCCGAGUCUGAUUCCCACGGAGAAGAUCACUCUCCUCUCCUGGAAGACCCAACGGCCAUGGAGGAGGGCUCGCUGGAAGGGACUGACCUUACUUGCCCCCACUGUGGUUUGUUGUUCCAAAGUGAGAGUCUGGCCAUGGAGCACACUCUUGUCUGCCACGAGCAGGAGCUUCUCCGCCCAACCAUGCUGGAGGACGGGGCGGAGCCGGAUCAUCGACGCAAGCACUUCUGCAGCAUCUGCUUCAAGGGUUUCUACCAGCGCUGCCACCUCCGGGAGCACUACACGGUCCACACAAAGGAAAAGCAGUUCACCUGCCAGACGUGUGGUAAACAGUUCCUGCGCGAGCGGCAGCUCCGGCUCCACACCGACAUGCACAAGGGGAUGGCGCGCUACGUCUGCCCCGUCUGCGACCAGGGCACCUUCCUUAAGCAUGAUCACGUGCGUCACAUGAUUUCGCACCUCUCGGCCGGGGAGACUAUCUGCCAGGUGUGCUUCCAGAUCUUUCCUAGUGGGGAGCACCUGGAGAAGCAUAUGGAUGUGCACCUGUAUAUCUGUGGGGUCUGCGGAGAGAAGUUCCGUCUCCGUAAAGACAUGCGUAGUCACUACAACUCCAAGCACACCAAAAGACUAUGAGAGGCUGGAUCCAAUGUCCACGCUGAAUCUGUGUGUCUGUUGAAAAGCCAUAGAUGUGAUAACAGGUGUAUGCACUUGAAUACCAAAAAUAGAAUCCCUAUAAAAUAUGCACUUUCAAAUUGUAUGCAUACAGUAUGUUCCAUUUUUGUUGAUGAGGGCUAAAGUGCUUCAUUUUGGAGCUUACAUGAUCUGUACCUCAUGCUCGUCACAAAGACAAAACCAAUGUUAGACAAAUCAGUGUUGAUUCUGACUAUCAAUCUAUUUAUCAACAAAUAGUCUGAUUUUGAUCUCUAAAAUAUAUUUAGCAAGAUUUUUGCUUUUACUAAUUUCAUCCAACAGUCUACAUUGUGCAAUGAGACCAUGGUUGAGAUUCCAUGGCACAAUUUGCAUUUAACAAACAUUUACUUUGCACUCUCAUGACAUUUCACUUCAGUAUUUUAUGUUGGUCAAUUCACUUCCUGGUUUUCCAAACGUUUGAGGGGGAGCAUAGUCAAGUCAUAUACUGUAAGUAUAUUCAAGUAGACAUUGAAUUUGGACAUUGAAAUGGAACAUCUCCACCAAGCUAAACAGACAAAAACACUAGAAUAAAUACACAGGAAACAUCAGAAACACAUUUUGUGCUCCUUUGGUUGAUGGUUGAUGGUUCUCCAACAGAGCAUCCAUGUUACAAAGGAACUUUUUCACUUUCUCUUUUGCCUUAUCAGUUAUUUUGUAAAUACUGCUGUAUUGAAGUGACUGCUGUACGAAAAACAAAGAGUCAUUGCAAUUGAAUUUAUAUAUAAACGAAUGUGACUCAAAAUUUGUCUUGCUGAAAAUGACACUGACAUUUAAUUUAAAAAAUACUUGCCAUUUGUGUAUUGUAUAGGAUCAAACAGUAAUGUCUUCAUUCUCUUCAGAGACUGUUUCUGGAUACAUUUACCUUGUUUUCUUUUUGCCUCAGCUUGAGUGGGUAUCAUUGGUAAAUUAACAUAUUUCAGUAAGGGCUUUACAAUUGCCUUGAUUUGUUGAUUUUAUGUUUGCUAAAAAGGGACACUUUCUUUCACAGUUGCGCUUUAUAGCCAAUAGAGAAAGUACUCUUGCAUGUUAGGCGGUUUCUUUUGGGCUUGCUUGGGAUUGGGAUCCUUAAUGUUUGUAACACUGCAGAGUGAACAUAAUCACAACUCAACAUCCUGAAGGGUACAUGGUUGUUAUAUUAUAUUUAGUCAUUUAGCAGACGCUCUUGUCCAGAGCGACUUACAGUAAGUACAGAGACAUUCUCCCCGAGGCAAGUAGGGUGAAGUGCCUUGCCCAAGGACACAACGUCAUUUUGGCGCAGCCGGGAAUCAAACCAACAACCUUUGGAUUACUAGCCCAAUUCCAUAACCGCUCAGCCACCUGACUCCCAUGGGUACGUGGUUGUUGAGGCAACAAAAUUCACCAGUUGAGUGUCUUUACCACCACUACAAGUAAAAUACCCCAGAGGCCUGCCAUUACAAGGUUGGCAAACAUUGAAAGCCAUUGCUGUGGGCAGAUUCACAGCACUUAAAUGUUAGACAAUCAAAUGGAAACGUAAGGAAAAAGGGAGUAACUGGUGGCUCCAUUCUUCUGUGUAUUCCGAUAAGCUCUGAAAGUGCUCAACCAAGACUUCACAAAAAUUUUUGGCUUCAAUAUAAUACUACUACUGAAAAAACCUUUAGUGUAGAAAUAGGCUGUUGCUUUAUGUUCAUGCUGGUUUAGCCAAAAUGGAUGGGUAAAUACAGUUUACUCAGAAGUUUUGACCGAAAUUAAAACAGAAAAAGUUUUAGAACUAAAUGGUAAUAGGGAAGCAUUCUUAAGCUCUUGGUUUAACCAUUGUUUUUCAGUAAUAGUUGGUGUAUUUUUUUAACUGUCUUGCAAAAUGGGUGCUUUUUAAAAUCACAAAAUACUUGUGUCAACCAAUUUAUCACCCAAUUUAUCGCAGUCAGUGAGGUGCUUGCAUAAGGCAAGAAGUGUGUUGUGAGUAAUCAUGUAUUGUCCUGCCAAUACUGUAGGUUGGCAGCCAAGAUCUAUACUUCUUUCUGUCCCAGCAUGGAGGCCUAAAAGGCAGUGCAUUGUUCAUUUAACGUGCACUUUUAUUCCUCUUGCAAAAUGUCAGGUUUUUUCUUUUUAACUAUGACUAUUGGAUGGCAAUGGUAAUAUAUACCAUGUUUCAGAUGAGUUUUGGAGUAAUUUUCAAUUAAACUCUUUGUCACUGUCACUGUCAUUUAUUUGGUUUUAUUGCAUUGGUUGACCAGGUUUAGGCUCUGAAAUGACUUUGUUUUAACGUACUUAUGUUGGUAUACUUGGUAUACUUGUUGCUUGACAGGGUGUUUUAGUAGUCUCUGACAUGAUAAAUGUUGCUUUGGAAAUAGAAGCCUUCUAUCAAUCUAAUAAAACGUGAAUACUCACAAUGUAAACUA